CUGAUUCAAUAACCUAAGAGCCAAUAAAAAAACACACCGAUAAACUGCGGCGGUUAGGAUUGACUCUAAGCACCGCAUCUCGCCGGUUCCCGCAGUUCUGCCGGAUGUUUAUGUUUCCAUGGCUAUACUGUAUGGAGAUGAAGGAGUACUCCUGCUGCAAGGCACUGGCAGGGUAGCCUGUAACUUUAAAGAAAGGUCAGUGCGAUGACAACGAUGACAGAGUUACACCAGGCUGUCGCAUCUGAGGACUACGAUCUGGUGCAAGAAAUAGUAAAGAGUAAGAGAUGCAACCCCAACCAGAAAGACGUCGACUGGGACUACAGGACGCCACUCCACUGGGCAGCCGCAAAAGGACAGGCAGACACAGUAAGGAUCCUGUUAGAGCACGGUGCAAAGCCCUGCCUGAGAACUGCUACAGGCUGGACCCCUGCCCACUUCGCCGCAGAGUCAGGGAGGCUGGGGGUGCUCCGGCUGCUGCACUCCGCCCACGCCCCCAUCGACACGGAGGACUGCUCCGGAGACAGACCCUUGAGGAUCGCGCAAAUUUACGGACACAAGGAUUGUGUGGAAUUCCUUAAAACAGCAGAAGAGGAGUGCAAAGCGUACCGCAAGCUGGCCCAUCUCAAAGGCAUCGUCUUCGAGGACAUAGACGAGGAAUGGGAGGAACAAAAGAGAGAAAUCGAGCUAAACAGACAUGCUAAACAAAAUACGAUUUGUGAUUCAAAACGGAGAAUGACGUUACAUCCCGUAAAAACGAAAGGCAAAAAACAUGUUUGGAAAAUGUCCACGCCAAACAAAUAGCGCAUGCACUUACUCUAGUUAAAAUAGCCACCCAAGUGAAAUUAGGAAUUAGGAAUUGUUUGGUAUAAAAAACUAACCAUUUAUUAUCAUUGCAGUUACAAGUUUUUUGGUAACAGGUUAGGUUAGGUCGUGUUUCAUUACCAUGAUCUUUAAUCUAGCACAUGGUUGUGAUCCACCUAACUUGAUGUUUUUGGACUGUGAGAGGAGAUUAAUGGGGAAAAUGUGUAAAACUCACACUGUCAACUGGGGGAAGGAAUCUAACCCCUAAUGCAGGAGUUGUUAAGCCAAAAUGCUACCCAGGGGUGCGUUUCUCCAAAGCCUAUUAACGCUAAGUAGUUUAUCUUGCACUUAAGAUCAGUCCUUAGGAAGUGUUUCUUGAAUCCUUUCAUAACUACUUAAGCUAUACUUAGUGUAAAGAAACUACAAAGUAUAAAGCUAAAAAAAGAUACUGCACUGUCGAUAACAGGUACAAGAAACCAAACCUGGAUCCAAGCGAUUUGGCUAAUUACCAACCUAUGUCUAACCUUCCAUUUAUUUCCAAAACCUUAAAAAUAGUACAUACUAGUCGGCUAUCUCUGUUCUUGCAAAAGAACAUCAACGAAGUAAUGACCAUGACAUUUAAUUGGCAAGGCUGGAGUCUUUGGUAAUGUUAGAGAACAGCCACUGGUCUGGUUACGCUCACAUCUAACUCACCGUAAGCAGUUUGUUCCUCUGAUUCAGAAAGAGGUAUGAUGUCCUGCAGGGUUCUGUCCUGGGUUUACUACUGCUCACCUUAUACAAUAAGGAACACCCUGCAAUUUUGCAAGUUCUCCCACUUAGAAAUCAGGGAGGGGUCUGAAAUUCACAUUGUAGGUGCAUCCCCACUGUGAGAGGCAGCAUUAAAAAACACACACAUUGUAUGAUUUUUACAGAAUUUAUUUGUAUUGCACUGCUGCACAUAAAGUAUUUGAACACCUGAGAAAAUCAGUGUUAAUAUUUGGUACCAAAGCCUUUGCUUGCAGUUACAGAGGUCAAACGUUUCCUGCAGUUCUUGACCAGGUUUGCAGACACAGAUGCAGCAGGGAUUUUGGCCCACUCCUCCACACCGAUCUCCUCUAGACCUGUCAGGUUUCGCGGCUGUCACUGAGCAACAUGGCGUUUCAGCUCCCUCCAAAGAUCUUCUAUUGGAUUUAGGUCUGGAGACUGGCAGGCCACUCCAGAACCUUGAUAUGCUUCUUACGGAGCCACUCCUUGGUUAUCCUGGCUGUGUGCUUCGGGUUGUUGUCAUGUUGGAAGACCCAUCCACGACCCAUCUUCAAUGCUCUGACUAAGGGAAGGAGGUUGUUGCUCAAAAUCUCACAAUACAUGGCCCCAUUCAUCCUCUCCUUAAUACAGUGCAGUCGUCCUGUCCCCUUCGCAGAAAAGCACCCCAAAGCAUGAUGUUUCCACCCCUCAUGCUUCACAGUAGGAAUGGUGUUCUUGGGAUGCAACUCCUCCUCCUUUUCACUCCAAACACGGCAAGUGAAGUUUACACCAAAAAGUUCUAUUUUGGUCUCAUCUGACCACAUGACCUUCUCCUAUGCCUCCUCCGGAUCAUCCAGAUGGUCAUUGGCAAACUUCAGAUGGGCCUGGACAUGUGUUGACUUGAGCAGGGGAACCUUCUGUGCAAUGCAUGAUUUGAAACCAUGACGGCGUAGUGUUCUACCGACAGUGACCUUUGAAACUGUGGUCCCAGCUCUCUUCAUGUCAUUGAGCAGCUCCUCCUGUGUAGUUCUGCGCUGAUUCCUCACCUUUCUUAUCACCUCUCACAGUGUCAAUACACCUACAAUGUGAAUUUCAGACCCCUCCAUGAUUUAUAAGUGGGAGAACUUGCAAAGUCGCAUGGUGUUCAAAUACUUAUGUUCCUCACUGUAUAUGCUGCCCCUGCAUGGGGAUAUUCUUAGAAAACAGCUUUACGUAUCUGUUGUAACAGGUGCUUCAGCUGUCAAAGAUUGAGCGACACUUGGCUGAAGCUGGGAAUUGGAUGGCCAGUAACUUCCUUCUGUUUAAAUUCUGACAAAACAGAGGUAUUUCUACUUGGCCCUAGGACAGCCCAGGGUGUUGUCGACAUCAUAAAGUUCAACAGCUGCCCAGUCAGUGUGAGCAUAGUGGUUAAAAGUCUUGGUGUCACUAUUGACUCAGCCUUGUCUCUGGGCAUGGUUAGAACAGCUUUCUUCCAUCUGCAGAAUAUUGCAAAACAAUACUCUCACUUAAAGAUGCAAAAAAGUUCUACCUCUAGUCUGGACUACUGCGAUGCCCUAUUGGUUGGAUGUACAUCAACAUGAUUAAAUUAAAUCCGAUUGGUGUAGAAUGUUGCAGUAAGAGGCUCUUAUCAGUCCUGUACUGGCCUCACUCCACUGGGUUCUGGGUAGGUCUCACAUCGACUACAAACAAUACUGCUUACCUAUAAGACACCGAAUGGUUGAGCACCAGCGUAUAUUAGCAGUUAAAUGGAUUCAUAUAACCCCCUCUUGUUUGCUUUGCUCUCAAGAGAUGGGCUGCCUUGGCAAUGCCUAGAGUAGAACGAUCUUCACUCGAUUACAAAGUAUUCUGUUACGGGGCUCCAAAGUUAUGGAAUAGACUACUAGCAAUUGUCCAAGAUUCACUCACUUCUGAUAUUUAAGAUAAGGCUAAAAACUUAAUUUAGCAUAUGGUGACAAAGCUGAUAGCUAUUCCACACCCUCAGCCAAGAUAAUACUUUGUAUUCUUCUAUUUGUUACAUAGUUUUAUGAAUAUACUGCUCAAUUCUCUCUUGGAGUUCCUGAUGGAGGGCAGUUCCCUGUCUGCCCACCCAGCCUGGCUACACAUCUGUCGUCCUCCCCCCGCCUGCUGCUGUACCACACCCCCCUCCAUCCCGCCGAAGGAAG
This is a messenger RNA of Brienomyrus brachyistius, 3686 nucleotides long. Its product is annotated as ankyrin repeat domain-containing protein 66. Gene Ontology annotation, molecular function: protein binding. Lineage: Eukaryota; Metazoa; Chordata; Actinopteri; Osteoglossiformes; Mormyridae. Bases 205 to 801 code for a protein of 198 amino acids. The transcript has 4 exons. The record is from RefSeq and is a predicted model, not a curated record.